AUGGUUCACCAAGUCCGUACGCCCAGCAAGGCCAUUCCCGCCAAGCACCUGAGUCCCAUGAGGACCGUGGAAGGAUCCGGCGGAAAGUACGCCGUAUCCAGCAGUCCGGCGGAUAGUUUCCUGCGAAAUACCAGACUUACGGUUCAGAGCAGCUCCCAGAACUCGGCGGCCUUCAAAUACAACCAGAUGAUCACCAAUAAUCGGGAGCAGUUCAAUAACCUGCACUUCUGCUAGAAAUCGUAGGGGGAUUUCCAUAGCCACUGGAGAGACCGAACUGGAGGAGAAAAAUAUAACUAUGAUGGCGAUUAUUUGUCACACAACAUAAAUGCAAUAAAUUCAUUUAUAAAAAUUUCCACAAA
Drosophila ficusphila is the source of this 359-nucleotide messenger RNA. RefSeq lists its product as uncharacterized. The transcript has a single exon. The coding region runs from base 1 to 234 and encodes 77 amino acids. The record is from RefSeq and is a predicted model, not a curated record. NCBI's taxonomy places the organism in Eukaryota, Metazoa, Arthropoda, Insecta, Diptera, Drosophilidae.